AUGAAGACCUGCUUCCUUGUCCCUCUCUGCGUGCUGCUCCUCUGCACAAAUGAAGGUAAGCCUGGCCAGCUUUGACAGCACAAGCUGCUAGUCCCUCCUGAUUCCAAGAACGGUGGAAUUGGGCUGUUUUUCAGGAAACGCAGACCAGCCUCAGGCACGGAUGGGGAUAAUCGUUUCCAGCUCAGCCCAGCUCACCUGCCUGCGUGGAUGGCAGGAAUUUGCUAGCAUUCCUAGAAAAGAUGUUGUAAAACCCAGAUCACUACGAUAAGUCUCUGAUACUGUAGAAAGUGUGUGUGUGAUCUGUCAGGCCAUCUGUCAGCGAACCUAUAUUGCAGGGGAUUGGAUGACCACAGAGCCUAGGACUUGCCGAUCAGAAGGUCGGCGGUUCGAAUCCCCGCAAUGGGGUGAGCUCCCGUUGCUCGGUCCCUGCUCCUGCCAACCUAGCAGUUCGAAAGCACGUCAAAGUGCAAGUAGAUAAAUAGGUACCGCUCUGGGAGGAAGGUAAAUGGCAUUUCCGUGCGCUGCUCUGGUUCGCCAGAAGCGGCUUAGUCAUGCUGGCCACAUGACCCGGAAGCUGUACACCGGCUCCCUCGGCCAAUAAAGCAAGAUGAGCGGUGCAACCCCAGAGUCGGUCACAGCUGGACCUAAUGGUCAGGGGUCCCUUUACCAGCUCUACAAGUCAACGACUCUUCUUCAAGUCUCUGUCUCAAAUAGGAUUUUGUGCAGCAAAAGGGCAACACAAGGACUCGUGGUACAGUCUCUGAGAAAAGGAACAAAUGACCCCUUUGUCCUGGAACUGGGAGCCUCAUCCCACUAAGCCAGCCUUUCUCAACCUGUGAGUCCCCAGUUGUUGUUGGACUACAACUCCCAUCAUCCCAGAGCUCAAUUAUUUUGUAGCACAAAUAAUCAAAAUCCUAGCAUUUAUUGAUUUAUAGGGUUUAGGGACGCAGGUGGCCCUGUGGGUUAAACCACAGAGUCCGGGGCUUGCCAAUCAGAAGGUUGGUGGUUUGAAUCCCUGCGAUGGGGUGAGCUCCCGUUGCUCGGUCCCUGCUCCUGCCAACCUAGCAGUUCGAAAGCACGUCAAAGUUCAAGUAGAUAAAUAGGUACCACUCCGGCGGGAAGGUAAACGGCGUUUCCAUGCGCUGCUCUGGUUCUCCAGAAGUGGCUUAGUCCUGCUGGCCACAUGACCCGGAAGCUGUCUGCGACAAAUGCCGGCUCCCUUGGCCAGUAAAGCGAGAUGAGCGCCACAACCCCAGAGUCGUCCGCAACUGGACCUAAUGGUCAGGGGUCCCUUUACCUUUAGGGUUUACCUGCAUCUAUAACAAUAUUGGUGUUGAGGUCUGGGAGGAAAGGUCUUAGUGGCUAGUCUAUGACAAGACAGUGUUGGACCACCAGGAAGGAUGGGUGGGAAACGCGAGUCUAUUCUAUUUCUGGGGAUCUUCUGGGCUGGUGCAGAAACACAGAGCGGCUGUAACUCAUCCUUAAAUGCUUUUGCUUUAAUUCUUUUUUUGAAAUAACUUUUUAUUUGAUUUUCCAAAAUAUAAACAUACAACAAAAACAAUUCCCAAUCUAAUUAUCAAGAUUACUCUGAAUCUCCUGACUUCCUGCCAUCGCUUCCACAGGUCCUAUUGAUUCUAUUUUCAACUGCAUAUCAACACUUCUCCAGUUUUUCAUCUUCCUAAAUUAUCUGUAUGUUCUGUUACAUUACAAGUGUGUUUACAAUCCUGCUAAUGUUUUUGACCUGUUUACAAUGAUUUUGCAUAUACAUUAUAACUGUGCUUUUUUUCCUCUUAAAAAAAUGUUUAGGGGGUACUCUCAUUUUGACUGAGAAAAUCACCAUUUCAUAGUUCAAAUCAGGAAAAAUAAAUACAGUAGAUGGACAAAAGUACAAAGAUUCACAAAAUGUUUAGGGGUAUUCAUCCCCCUGGGUCCCCCCCAGAAAAAAAGCACUCAAUUAUAUACAUUUCCCAUUCUUUUUUAAAUUUCUUGUCUUCUUGAUUCCUGAGCUUCCCAGUUAGUUUUGCCAUUUCGGCAUAGUCUAUCAACUUGAUUUGCCAUUCGUCUCUGGUCGGGGCUGUCUCUUCCUUCCAUCUCUGGGCUAGUAGCGUCCGAGCGGUACCACUGUAUAUCAUUUCCCAAAUGUUUUUAGUUACAUGUCCACCACAUAUGACAAAAAGUACCUUCUUUUUCUUUACAUUCCCAGCGUACAGUGGUGCCUCGCAAGACGAAAAGAAUCCGUUCCGCGAGUCUCUUCGUCUUGCGGUUUUUUCGUCUUGCGAAGCAAGCCCAUUAGCGGUUUAGCGGAUUAGCGCUAUUAGUGGCUUAGCGGAUCAGCUGAUAAGCGGCUUAGUGGCUUAACAGAUCAGCUGUUAAGCAGCUUAGCGGAUCAGCUGAUAAGCGGCUUAGCGGAUCAGCUGAUAAGCGGCUUAGCGGCUUGGGAAAAAGGGGUGGGGGAAGGAAAAAACCCCCGCAGGAACUCGCAAGACAUUUUCGUCUUGCGAAGCAAGCCCAUAGGAAAUUCGUUUUGCGAAGCACCUCCAAAACGGAAAACCCUUUCGUCUAGCGGGUUUUCCGUCUUGCGAGGCAUUCGUCUUGCGGGGCACCACUGUAUAUUGGUACUUGUUCUAUACAUUUUUGCUAACUUUACCGGGGUCAAAUACCACCGGUACAUCAUUUUCAUAAUUUUUUCUUUCAGUAAAGAACAUGCCGUAAAUUUCAGACCUGCUUUCCAUAGCCUCUCCCAGACUGUCAUUUGUAUACAGUGGAAACUUGGGUUACGUCACCCUCGGGUAACGUAAACUUCGGGUUGCGAAAGUGGCAAACCCAGAAGUGUUUCACCGCUCACGCAUGUGCAGAAGUGAUCCUCUGCUUGAGAAAACUUUGGGAUACAGCCAGACCUCCAGAACGGAUCCAGAGGUACCACUGUACAGUGGUCCCUCGGGUUAAGUACUUAAUUUGUUCUGGAGGUCUGUUCUUAACCUGAAACUGUUCUUAACCUGAAGCACCACUUUACUUAAUGGGGCCUCCUGCUACCGCCGCGCCGCCACCGCAUGAUUUCUGUUCUCAUCCUGAAGCAAAGUUCUUAACCUGAAGCACUAUUUCUGGGUUAGUGGAGUCUGUAACCUGAAGCGUAUGUAACCUGAGGUACCACUGUGUUAUGUCCCACGUCUUUCUCCCUAUGUGUCAUCACAUGCUUUUGCUUUAAUUCAAUAAUUCUUUCCCCAGUUCACCCGCUGUGGUGCUUCACGUGCGAACCAUCGUCCAGCAACUGGUCUUGCCUGAAGGCCACCAAGUGCUCAGAGAAUGACAAGCACUGUCUGACCACAGUCGCCUCUUUCAGGAUUGGUAAGUUGAAAGCAGGUUUCCAGUUCAGCAAGACAAUUAACCCAUUUUUAAGCUCUAAAUGUUGCAGCGAAAGCAACAAUAACAACAAUAUAUUAUUUAUACCCCGCCCAUCUGGCUGGGUUUCCCCAGCCACUCUGGAUGGCUUUCAACAGAAUAUUAAAAUACAAUAGUCUAUUAAACUUUAAAAGCUUCCCUAAACAGGGCUGCCUUCAGAUGUCUUCUAAAAGUCUGGUAGUUGUUUUUCUCUUUGACAUCUGAUGGGAGGGCGUUCCACAGAGCGGGCACCACAACCGAGAAGGCCCUCUGCCUGGUUCCCUGUAACUUGGCUUCUCGCAGGGAGGGAACCACCAGAAGGCCCUCGGAGCUGGACCUCAGUGUCCGGGCAGAACGAUGGGGGUGGAGAUGCUCCUUCAGGUAUACAGGACCGAGGCUGUUUAGGGCUUUAAAGGUCAGCACCAACACUUUGAAUUGUGCUCAGAAACGUACUGGGAGCCAAUCUAGGUCUUUCAAGACAGGUGUUAUGCGGUCUCGGCAGCCGCUCCCAGUCACCAGUCUAGCUGAUGCAUUCUGGAUUAGUUGUAGUUUCCGGGUCACCUUCAAAGGUAGCCCCACGUAGAGCGCAUUGCCGUAGUCCAAGCGGGAGAUAACCAGAGCAUGCACCACUCUGGCGAGAUAGUCCGCGGGCAGGGAGGGUCUCAUCCUGCGUACCAGAUGGAGCUCAUAAACAGCUGCCCUGGACACAGAAUUGACCUGUGCCUCCAUCGACAGCUGUGAGUCCAAAAUGACUCCCAGGCCGUGCACCAGGUCCUUCAGGGGCACAGUUACCCCUUUAGGAACAGGGAGUCCCCCAAACCUGCCUUCCUCCUGUCCCCCAAAAACAGUAUUUCUGUCUUGUCAGGAUUCAACAAAGCAACAUUUGGUCAUGUGCUUUUUGGGCAGAAUGUUCCAGGAUUGAUGCCAGGAAACGGAAUUAUCUUCACAUGUGGUGGGGGUGUAAAUAUGUUCAAUAUUAUUUUUCGCAAAAGGAGAUAACAGAAAUCACUGAGUUAAAGCUGACCGAAAGUCCAGAGGUAGCAUUAUUAUCCAUUUACGAUGGGGUGGAAGGUUCGCAGACUAUGAAGGACUCGCUCACAAAUUUAUUGACAGCUGUACGAAUUAUUAUAGCUAGGAAGUAGAAGGGGCAAGCAGAAUAUAAAAUGGAAAAAUGGUAUAAAGAGCUGUGGGAUAUAGCUUUUAAUGAUAAUUUAACAUGUGCCAUUAAGGUAAGAUAGGGAAUAUGCAGGAGAAAUGAUUUUGAAGAAAUAUGGAAGGUGUUUGUAGAUUUUGUACUGUUAAAACGGAAAGGGGUCAAACCAUUGCAAGAGGUGUUAAAAUUGCGGGAGGUUGGAUAACUACAAUGGAAUGGUCUUGGUGGUGAGGUGCACAUUUUUAUUUUAUUUAUUUACUUUGUUCAAACAAACAAACAAACAAACAAACAUUCUCAGGAGGGGUGGCAUUUGGGACCCACCUGGUAAUUGAGAUCCUGGUCUCCUGCCCUGAAAUCUGGCCCUUUUUGCAGAAACUGUCAAUCCUUGCCAAAUUCCAGCUCAAGGUAACAGGGCUGUGGAAGAACCCUCCUUUUCUGUUUGAGACUGUCCCACCAACCACCACCAAUGGAAAGCUUUUAAUUGCCCAGCCCAGGAGAUUGCUGAUUUCCCCGCAUCCACUACUGGCAAACAGGAAGGCCUGUUUUUAUCUAGCACAUAAAAACACGAGAAGAACCUGCUGGAUCAGGGGCCAUCUAGUGAGGCAUCCUCUUACAGGGACUAACCAGAUGCCCCAAUGGGAAUCUGGGUGCAAGAGCUACUCUCCUCUCCUGCGGUUUCGGGCAACCGGUGCUAAGCCACUUUAGUUAACUGUGAGAUAUUAAAUGCAGGUCACAAGUCUCAGGGUCCUCGGACCCUUCAAAAUACAGUCUGAACAAAAUUGGUGAAGCUGCAAAGAAUUUAUUGAUUGCAACAGCAUUCUUGCAAGAACAGGGGCCCGAAAUUAGGCACAUCCAAAUCCAGCAAAACACAAGCUUAUAUCACCGAUCCUCGAAUACAAGGUUCCCUUCUCUGCUCCCCAUUGGCUGGGGACGUGCAGGGUUUACUGCCUAUCACGACCACCUACCGUAUUUUUCGCUCUAUAAGACACACUUUUCCCCUCCUAAAAAGUAAGGGGCAAUGUGUGUGCGUCUUAUGGAGCGAAUGCAGGCUGCGCAGCUAUCCCAGAAGCCAGAACAGCGAGAGGGAUUGCUGCGCAGCGCUCCCUCUCUCUGUUCUAGCUUCUGGCUUAGCCGCACGAAGCCUCUUCAGGGCAGGGAGCCUUUAUCCCGCUGCCCUGAAGAGGCUUCGCACGGCUAUCCCUGAAGCCAGAACAGCUGCGUAGCGCUCCCUCUCUCUGUUCUAGCUUCUGGGAUUCAGAAUAUUUUUUUUCUUGUUUCCCUCCUCCAAAAACUAGGUGCGUCUUAUGGUCUGGUGUGUCUUAUAGAGCGAAAAAUACGGUAAUUAAAAUACUAAAAUCCAUGCCUUUGUUAUCAUCUCCCAUUCCUCUGAAUUUCACGACCACCACUCAUGAUUAUUUUUGCGUGGACAGGCGGAGUCUCCCAAACCCUGGGCGGCCCCCGUGUGGAAUAACGACUCAAGACAACGUGCUAUGGGAUUAAAAUUGGCCACAACUUUAUUUUGUUUCAGAUGUGGGUAGACCUAGGCCCAGGCACUGGGUGUUUAUCCCUCCCAGGCCCCCGCCAGGGAUCUGGGGAACAUCAGGGUUAUCCAAAGUGUGUGUGUGUGGGGGGGGGGGGUUGGCUCUGGAGAACAUAUGUUCAAGCAGAGAGAGCCCGCCCCAGUUACGCUGCCGUCGUAGGGGAGAGCAAUGACGACCUCUAGGUGUACGGCCAACGCCUCCCCUCAAACAACCCCUUUAACGGGGAAUCGCCGCCGCAAAGAGAAGGAGGGCAUGGUCACCGCUACCCACCCAUCCCCAUUUAGGGAAGAUAGGCUAAAGGAUUCCGCCCAAGGCCUGAUACCGCCAAAGUUGUGACGUUUUGCUAUGGGAAAGGCAAACCUGCCAAUGCAGGAGAAUUCCUUUCCGGUCCUUCAACAGCGACGUUGAUGUAGCAACGCCCGCGUACCUGUGGAGAAAAGGUUAACCUGCAAAAGAAGUCUUAACUGAGGGGGGGUAGGGUGGGAGAAGCUCUGGAGCCAACUGACGAUUCCCAGGUAAGAUCCUCCCCCUAUUGUGUGGGCAGGUAGUCCCUCCCCCUACCUGGCCUGAUCACCUUGGCAACGCCUCCCCAGGCAGGAUUGGGCAACUAACAAAACAAAACAACACAAGCAACACGAUGACCAGUAUACUAGAUCGCACUGCAAUUCUUAUUGCAUAAUAUACAUAAUUUGCUACAACAACAACAAAAUGUGUACACUUGUAAAUUCUCUAAUAUGUUUAAAAUCAAAUGAACACAGGUCUGUCAAUCUUUGGAAGUCCGUAGAAGUAUAAUAAAUCUAUAGUUGAAACAGUAAUAGAUGCUAUCCUGUGGGCUAAGUGGUAAAACUUUUUAGGUGUUCAUGGUGCCGAAGUUGUAAGUAAAUAACAAUGUAGACAGUGAUCCUGGAUAAGCUGACCUCCAGGUAUCCCACCUGGGGAAGGCGAAGCCAAGCCUGUGCUAAUUAAUGGUGCCGCUUAGGGUCCAGGGGGCUGUCCAUGACCACGCAAAGGGCACCCCCCCAUUUAAUGUGGGGAGCGGUCAUUGUUCAUGCUUUCAGGUGUUUUACACAUUGACUCAAGCGAUAAAGCCGCAUUCUGAGCGGGUUCUCCAUCUGCUGACGAUGUUGGGAUUUGAGUUCCCACCAGCUGUGAGGAAGCAGCACAUUGUAGACAUCAUGUGAUGUCUCUGAGCAUGAGACAGGAAGUCCCAGCUAGUGUAACGCAGCUGGUGGGAACUCAAAUCCCAACAUCCUCCCCCAUUUGAGGCAACACUAUCUGCGAAAACAAGUGCAGCAUCAAGAGAGAAAAACAAACAGCUGUUAUACACAUAAUAAACCCCUGUUGUCCCAGCUUCAUCUUUGGAACUACCUACGACUGGAUCCACCAGUUCAAAUCUCUGGUUACCUGUCUUCCAAGGAACUAGAGCUUCUGCUCUACCUUGGUUAGGGAGAAUUGUGUUGCGCCUUGCAACCUCCAGGGGUGGCUUUGUCUCUGACUUGGACAAACCUUGAACCUGGCUUGAGUUGUUAACUACAGCUAUACAUGCAACAGCUGAGUUCUCAGUGUAACUUGAGAACGUACUUUCACUUCUGAGGUAGAAGUUGGGAGUCGAGCCGUAGCUACUCAGGAGAGCAGACAUGCUUGUAUUAGCUCCAUGUACAGUCUUAAUACAGUGGUGCCUCGCAAGACGAAAUUAAUCCGUUCCGCGAGUCUCUUCGUCUUGCGGUUUUUUCAUCUUGCGAAGCACGGCUAUUAGCGGCUUAGCGGCUAUUAGCGGCUUAGCAGCUAUUAACGGCUUAGCGGCUUAGCGGCUAUUAACGGCUUAGCGGCUUUAAGAAAAAGGAAACAAACUCGCAAGAACUCGCAAGACGUUUCGUCUUGCAAAGCAAGCCCAUAGGGAAAUUCGUCUUGCGGAACGACUCAAAACGGAAAACUCUUUCGUCUAGCGAGUUUUUCGUCUUGCGAGGCAUUCGUCUUGCGGGGCACCACUGUAUAGUAGUGAGUUUUACUACGGACUGUCUCUUUCUUCUGUCAUGGAAUGCCAGAAGAUUGGUGUGCUCCUCUCAGGAGGGAGGGUCACUUAUUGCCGGUCUCUCUGAGGGAGGGAGGAUUUCAGCCAGAGAGUGACCACCGGAGAGAAGCCCCGGGGUCUUGGGAAGUUGGCACCCAUCCCGGGGCGUUUUCCAACAGACACAUGCAGAUAAGUUGCAAGCUGCCCAGUUUUUCGGGUGUUCUAACCACAAGCUUCUAAAGUUUUAAGCAAGUCCGCGGUUGUCUAACUGGAGUAACCAUUUGACUUUUUGAAAAGGCAAGCAAGCAACCUUUCCUUUUUGGUCCCUGGAAAAAAGCAACACAUUUUUUAUUCCUCACAUUAACCUGUAAACUGUUUUCUCCUUGCAACCCAGGUGGGGCCAGUAGUAUAACACUUUCCCCUUCUCUUCCCCUUUCCAUUUUGAAGGCUUCUUGACCAUCAGAAAGAGAAUCACCAAGAAGUGUUCGCCGAGCUGCCUGAAUCUGAACAUGGAUAUGGGCAUUGGUGCCUUCGAGACGUCCUGUUGCCAAAGUUUCCUCUGCAACCUUUUUGGACACGUGGCAGCUAAAAACGAGACCCGGUGA
Podarcis lilfordi (Lilford's wall lizard) is the source of this 8688-nucleotide messenger RNA. The record is from the annotation of a GenBank genome assembly. NCBI's taxonomy places the organism in Eukaryota, Metazoa, Chordata, Lepidosauria, Squamata, Lacertidae.